CGCGCCCCCUCUUUUUCAGCCUCCGGGACUUGAGACGCUCAGACGACCUGCUGACUGAAAACCGAUAUGGCGGGCACUCUGGGCAGCGGGGAACGCUGGACCCAAGCUUACAUUGAUGCAAUUAGAAGAAACAAAUCCCCAGAAGACAGACGACCUGGCAGUCAUGAUCCCUGUGGUUGCUGUAACUGCAUGAAGGCACAAAAGGAAACAAAGCCUGAAAAUGAGAGGAAUCAGACCCGGCAGGGAGAGGGGAGCUCCACUUACACCGAGGAGCAGCUACUUGGGGUCCAAAGAAUCAAGAAGUGCAGAAAUUACUAUGAAAUUCUGGGUGUUUCUCGCAAUGCCAGUGAUGAAGAACUAAAGAAAGCUUACAGGAAGCUCGCCCUGAAGUUUCAUCCUGACAAGAACUGCGCUCCUGGAGCAACAGACGCCUUCAAAGCAAUAGGAAAUGCCUUUGCGGUCCUGAGCAAUCCCGACAAGAGACUCCGCUACGAUCAGUAUGGAGAUGAGCAGGUGACUUUCACUGCACCUCGAGCCAGAUCUUACCAUUACUACCGGGAUUUUGAAGCUGACAUCUCUCCAGAGGAACUGUUCAAUGUGUUCUUUGGAGGACAUUUUCCUUCAGGAAAUAUUCACAUGUUCUCAAAUGUGACAGAUGACAGUCACUAUUAUCGCAGGCAACCCCGCCAUGAGAGGACACAGACACACAAGAGAGAGGAAGAAGACAAACCUCAGACUCCAUAUUCCGCAUUUGUUCAGCUGCUUCCAGUUCUGGUGAUUGUGAUUAUUUCUGUCAUUACUCAGCUGCUGGCCACUAACCCCCCAUAUAGUCUAUUCUAUAAAUCAACCUUGGGCUAUACCAUUUCUAGAGAAACGCAGAACCUGCAGGUGCCUUACUUUGUGGAUAAAAACUUUGACAAGGCCUACAGAGGAGCUUCUCUUCGUGACCUGGAGAAAACAAUAGAGAAAGACUAUAUUGACUACAUUCAGACAAGCUGUUGGAAGGAGAAACAGCAAAAGUCAGAGCUGAGCAACCUGGCGGGGCUGUAUCGAGAUGAGCGGCUGCGGCAGAAGGCAGAGUCACUGAAACUCGAAAACUGUGAAAAACUUUCCAAGCUAAUUGGCCUCCGGAGGGGCGGCUGAGACGAAGACGAAGCCCGGCUCAGGAUGGGGGUUUCUUACUUGUUACUAUUUACAUUGCAAAUCCAUUUUAUAAUACAAGUUAGGAGAUGAUGAACACUUACUAUCUGCGACUUUGUUGGGCAGAGCUGCAGGACAUGGAGCCACGCUUGUCACCAUCCAGUUCUUCCAGGCCGGCUCCCAGGGCCGGGAGAGUUCAUCUAAGUUACGUGAAUGGUAACGUUUGGACUCGGCUCCACUGUGAAUGUAGAGCAGGGCAUCCCAGAGGAGACCCACAUUUCUGCCUUCAUCCUUCUCGCAGCAAAAGCCCACUCCCUAGGCAUUUCUAGGCUCAGCCAAUGCACUUCAAAGUACUGAUGGCGUCUGCUGAGAGUUACACCUCUCUUUGCCAUAGCCACCAUCCCCCAGUGGUCGGUUUUCCACUUCCUAAGGAGAGUAGAGAGAAACUGAACUGUUUGGCCAAUAGUUCGGUGUUAUCCAAGUCUGUUGAGGCAGGAGCAUUAGCAAACUGCCUGAUUUGUGGUUUCUUUUCUUUCUUUCUUGAGAGAAGGGCUCAUUCUGUACCCCAGACCAGCCUGGGACUCCCUCGACACUCCAAGAUGGCCUUGAAAUUGUAGGAGUCUAUCCUCCUGCCUAAGAGCUGGGGUCACAGGCAGCAGCUACCACACCCAGGAGGUUCCUUCUGUCUCCUUAGUCAGCUCUCUCAGAGGGUCUAGAAGGUCAAACCUGUGAGCAGGCUGGGCGCGGUAGUGCAUACCUUUAAUCCUAGCACUCACACAGGCAGAGACAGGCCAAUCUUUAUGAGCUCAAGGCCAGCCUGGGAUACACAGCAAGCUCCACACCAGCCAAAGACGUAAGGAGAUCUUGUCUCAAAAGUAAAUAACACAAAAAACCUGUUGAGUCCUUCAGCAGACAGCUCAGCAGCAGGAAGCAUGGCUAAGGAAGAAGGUAAAAUACAAGACUGUCAGCUCUUCAGUGUAGAUUCCUGGUCCAUUUUGGAACUAGAGAUCACCAUGUCCCUUCCCCUUUAAAUCAUCAUUUAGUAUGGUAGGUUGUGCCCUGAGCACAAGUAUGCACAGAAGUGCAGUGGUCAAACCCAAGAGGAGGCUCAGGUCUAGAGAGCCAAAGGGAGGAGCCUGUCUCUGCGGCACGGAGGGCUAAUAUUAGCCUUAACAGUCACUCUGUUUGACUCAAGAGUCCUGCGCAUUCUAGUACGAGGGUCUUCCAUUCAUUCAGUAUUUAUGGAGUGUCCACUACAAAGCAAUGGCUUUCACCUCUCUCUCUCUCUCUCUCUCUCUCUCUCUCUCUCUCUCUCUCUCUCUCUCUCUCUCUCUCUCUUUAAUUUAUGCCUCCUCAAAAUUUGUGAAGCUGGCGCAUUACCUCUUUCAUGAAUCAGAACAGGACAAAUGGUUGGCCUGGGUCAUGUGACUAGGUGAGGAAGUACAGACGUGAAAGCUCGUCCUGUUUCUCAGAUGACUCUAGCCAGGUUGGCAAAGCGGAGAUUUUCCCUGGAACGCUUCUGCCGUCCCGGCCUCUGCCUCCAGUUUGCACCCUUUCCAUCGCAGUUCUGCGUCCUUCAGGACUGCUACCCUGCCGAUCUUUCAGAAGCAGGACCAGGGCUGGAGAGAUGGCUCAGUGGUUAAGAAGAGCCUGGCUGCUCUCCCAGAGGACUCGGGUUCA
Messenger RNA from Arvicola amphibius (Eurasian water vole), 2820 nucleotides. RefSeq names its product DnaJ heat shock protein family (Hsp40) member C18 (gene Dnajc18). Gene Ontology annotation, molecular function: Hsp70 protein binding. The transcript has 8 exons. Lineage: Eukaryota; Metazoa; Chordata; Mammalia; Rodentia; Cricetidae. The coding region runs from base 67 to 1143 and encodes 358 amino acids. Gene Ontology annotation, cellular component: endoplasmic reticulum membrane. Gene Ontology annotation, biological process: cellular response to misfolded protein. The record is from RefSeq and is a predicted model, not a curated record.